Molecule: messenger RNA, 1666 nt
Organism: Uranotaenia lowii
Lineage: Eukaryota; Metazoa; Arthropoda; Insecta; Diptera; Culicidae
Exons: 2
Coding region: 1-1464 (487 amino acids)
Biological process (GO): DNA integration
Molecular function (GO): nucleic acid binding
Source: RefSeq, a predicted model, not a curated record
AUGGGCUAUUGUUUCCGGUUCCUCGGUUUAAAAAAGCAACCAAUUACUUCGAUAAAUCUCACUAGUGAAAACCUGAAGAACGCAGAAACAGUUUUGUGGAAACUAGCACAAACAGAGUUUUCCGACGAAGUAGCCGUGUUGAAGCAUAACCGUGACACAGCCGAUAAUAACAAGAGAAAGCUCCCAAAGUCUAGCCAAAUUGCCAGAUACGACCCAUUUUUAGAUGAAGCUGGGAUUCUGCGAGUGAACGGCCGAAUGGAAGCAGCAGACUGGUUGACCUACGACGCAAAGUUUCCCAUCAUACUGCCCAAAAACCAUAAGAUCACUGAGCUUCUCAUAGAUUGGUAUCAUCGUCAAUACAAACAUGCUAACAACGAGACUGUUGUAAACGAAGUGAGGCAAAAAUUCCACGUACCUAAGUUAAGAGUCCAAGUACAACGGGCGACGAAGAACUGCAUGUGGUGUCGAGUGUACAAGGCCACACCAGCUGCUCCAAGGAUGGGUCCACUUCCGAGAGUGCGAAUCACUCCCUACGUACGUGCAUUCACUUAUACAGGAAUCGAUUACUUUGGACCAUAUUUAGUAAAAGUCAAGAGAUCUGCAGAGAAACGAUGGGUAGUACUCUUCACUUGCCUUACCAUCCGUGCGGUGCAUUUAGAAGUAGCAUCUUCGCUGACAAGUGAUUCUUGCAAAAAGGCCAUUCGUCGGUUCAUAGCUCGUCGAGGACCACCAGAAGAAAUAUACACAGACCACGGAACAAAUUUUGUUGGUGUAAGCCGGGAACUGAAAACCGAACUAAAAAAUAUUAACGAGGACAUGUGUAGCAGUUUCACCGACACGUCGACACAAUGGUACUUUAUCCCACCUGCUGCUCCGCACAUGGGUGGUUGUUGGGAAAGGAUGGUUAGAUCGAUCAAAACGGCGUUAGGAUCAAUCCCGACUUUGAGAAAACUGGACGACGAAUCUUUAAUAACUGUACUGGCGGAGGCUGAACAUAUGGUUAACUCUAGACCAUUGACAUUUAUUCCUCUUAAAACAGAAAAUGAUGAGUCUUUGACACCAAAUCAUUUUUUGCUCCUUAACUCAAAGGGGACUCACCAAGGAAUCAAACCAUAUGUUCCAACGGAUGCUGCUAUUAGGGGGAGUUGGGACCUUAUCCAACAAGUUCUACAAACGUUCUGGUGUCGCUGGAUAAAAGAAUAUCUUCCAACCAUCACUAGGAGGACAAAGUGGUUUGAAGAGGUGCGUCCAAUCCAAGAAGGUGAGUUGGUUGUAGUAGUUGAUGAGGGUGUCAGAAACAAGUGGACAAGGGCUAGAGUACUGAAGACUUUUCCGGGUAAAGAUGGCUUAGCUCGACACGCUGAUCUUCGGACUAAUAGAGGAAUAUUAACAAGACCGUUCACAAAAUUAGCACUGUUGGACGUAGGAGUGCAUGACACCGAAGCCAAUGUUACGGUGACAUGAGGGGGAGGAUGUUACGUGCUAUUUUGCCCUGCAGUUCCCGACGUGAGAUCGUGGACUCUCCAAGAGUGGAUGUUCUCUUGGCCUAUUUUGACAGCUGCUGAUAACCACGUGAACUAGCUUAUAAUUCAUUAUUUCCCGAAUUGUAUCUGUAUAAGAAAGCACAUUUCGAAGAGCAGUUACAAUUCAUUAUUUGAUUCCAACA